This is a messenger RNA of Haliotis rubra (blacklip abalone), 5860 nucleotides long. RefSeq names its product FYVE and coiled-coil domain-containing protein 1-like. Lineage: Eukaryota; Metazoa; Mollusca; Gastropoda; Lepetellida; Haliotidae. The record is from RefSeq and is a predicted model, not a curated record. The transcript has 22 exons. Gene Ontology annotation, cellular component: autophagosome; late endosome; lysosome. Gene Ontology annotation, biological process: plus-end-directed vesicle transport along microtubule; positive regulation of autophagosome maturation. Bases 1 to 5013 code for a protein of 1670 amino acids.
AUGUCCUCAGCAGCCUGUGCCAUCCAGCAACAGAAUGGGCCAGAUGAGGACAGACGUGACGGUCCGUGUUGCUGGAGUUCAGAUGACGUAGAAGAGCCUGAAACAGCAAGAUGUCAGCAUCUGCAUCAGCACCGCGGGUCGGUAGCGACACCGCAACACCACAAAAUUAUUCAGGAUAUACAGGAGUGCAUCAAACAGAUGAAGGAUGACUUCGGUGAGACAAAAGCCCCCAUCAAUGAUGACAACCAAACCCUCCACAGAUUCUGUGCCAAGCUGGAGUACCUGCUACAGGCACAUAUGAAAGAGCGGUACUCCAUGCUGGGUCGGAGGAAGGACUACUGGGACUACUUCGUUGACUGUCUCGGCUCCACCAAGGGCAUCAACGAUGGCAUCAAAUACGUCAAGUCACUGGGAGAGCAUAAGACUUCAUUGGGAAAGGGCCGAGCAUUCCUGCGUUUUUCUUUGGUGCAUCAGCGCCUACCCGACACCAUUCAGCAGUGCGUGCAGCACCCUAAAACAGGGGAGUGGUUCCACCCCCAGAGUGUGUGGUACCAGAAAGGGCUAACAAGUGGGCUCAUCAACUCUCUCUAUGAUCUCACUGAUGUGCACUUUGACCUUUCACCUAGAGGUUAUGACCUUGACACAGCAUGGCCCUCAUUUGCCAAGAAGCAGGGAGGUAAUUACACAUGGAACCCGCCAAGCAGGCGCUCCAGCAUCAGCAGCAUGGCUUCCAUCUCAAUGCAGGACACAUCAAGUCUGCUGAGUGUGCCCCUCUAUGUGGACUCCAGCUCCAGUGAGGUGGACAAGCUGACCCAGGACCUUGAGACAUCCGAGACCGUCCGGACACAGCUUAUGGAUCAGGUUGGGUCCCUCCAGCAGGAGAAGAUGGAGGUGAGCCAGUCUGUGUGGUCCACGCAGGGGGAGUUGAACGCCGUGCAGGAGCAGCUUCGAGACCUCCAGGAACAGCACACAGAGCUGCAGGAACGUCACCUCCAGCUGGAGAAGAGACAUGACAAGAUGUGUAUUGAAAAUAACAGUACUGAGAAAGAUUGGCAGAGUAAGGAGCGAGACCUGACCAAUCAGCUGCAGGCUCUCAAGGAGCAGAAGACAGAGGCUGACAGACAGUUUGAGCAGGUCAGGUCACAACUGGAUGAUGUCAGGAGGGAGGUGGUGGCCAUUAAUGAGAGGCACAAAGCUGAAGUAGAAAGACUGGAAGCUGACAGAACAGAACUACUUGUUCAAACAAAAGCUUUGGAGAAAGAGAUUUCCUUGACCUCUGAGUCCGAGAGAAGGAAAGGAGAACAGAUUGAGUCACUGGAAGUAAAGGUCAAGGUCAGCGAGGAGAAGAACACAGAGUUGUUGACCCAAUUACAAGCUUCACUGGAUGGUAAGGAAUCAAAGGCUACAAGUCAGCUGGAGGCAGCAAACAAGUUGCAUGAAGUCGUGGCCCAUCUGAAGGAGGUGGAACUAGUCAACGUGAGACUGCAGACAGCCAAUGAAGAACUGUCAAAGAAAUGUGAGCACCUGGAAAAGAAUGUCGAGUCAGUUGAAAGAGUGAAAAGUGGUCUUGAAGAAACUGUUUUGAAAGUGAAACAAGAAUCAGAAAAAAGCAUGUUAAAUUUUCAAAAUGAAUUCAAAGAUUUGACUGAAUCCAACACAAGGACAAUAGAGUCCUUGCAGGCUGAUCUCAUGGGAAAGAAUGAUGAAGUGAAUCUUAAGAGUUCAGAAAUUGAAAAUCUAUCAUCAGAGAUUUCAGAACUGAUUUUGAAAUCUGGAGUUAAGGACAAUAUGCUUGUUCAGUGUUACACCCAACUCAACCUUCUGGCAGGUUCAGACAGUAUUGAUGACAUUGAUGGCAGUCGGUUUCAAGUUGAUACUUUCUUGGGUGAUGUCAAGUUGUGUCAAGAAACAAUCACAAAGAGGAUGAACGAGAUGAGGGAGGAAAUCAGGCAGCUGACCUUGGAGAAAAGUCAACUGAAUGUUGAGCGAGAGAAACUAGCCAGUGAGAAAGAAUACAUCAUGGACAAUCUUGAUGAACUGCGCAAAGCGUUUGGAGAGUUCCAGCAGAGCAAUGAGACACAGCAGCGUGACCUUGAUCUUGCCCAUGCCCAGACACAGUCGGAGCUGCGUCAGGCAGAGCUAGAGCUGCAGGAGAAGGAGGCUGAGCUGAAGAAAUUAUCAGGUCGACUGGAUGAACAGAAGGAGGCAGUUGUAGAUGUCCUUGAGAUGUGUGGCAUACAGCAGGAUUCUGUUGAUACAUCUGACUGUAGACAAAUGAUGUCUUCAAUAUCGCUGCAUGUUCAGAAGGUGUCGACCAAGAUCUCUGACAUGGAAAGUGAGAAAGAGAUCCUUCAGGGUAAACUGAGUCAUCUACAAGCAGGAGAGUCAGAUAAAGGGACACAACUCCAGAACCUGGAAGAGAAAUUUUCUAGUUUACAGCAAUCACUAGGUGAUGCAAGAGAACUUGAAUCAAGUUUGAGAAAUGAUCUGACAGAGAAGGAACGUCUGCUGCAGGAUCAGUGUUCAAAUUACUCCGAUCUCAAGACAAAACAUGAGAAGUUGGUGGACAAAUGUUCCAGUUUGAAUGAAGCAAAUGAACAGAUAAAAUCUGAUAAUGUUUCUCUCAGGGAAAAGGUAUCAUCUCUGACCCAUGAUCUCAAUGACCUCAAUGUCACCAUGGCAACUACUAAUGAAAGACUGCAAACAGCAGCAGAUCUGAAAGGGAAAGAUGCUCAACAUCAUGAAGAGCUAGUCAGGAUGAAGGAUAGAGAAAUCAGUGAGAAGGACAACAUAAUCAAGUCAGUUGGAAAUGAAAAACAGAACCUGAAGGAUGACUUAGAAAAGACAACAAAACUGAAGUCUGAAAUGGAGAAAGAAAAAGGAAAUUUGGAAGGAGAGGUCAGUAAUGUGAAAGCGCUUCUCACCUCCUCGCAAAGUGAGUGUCAGAAUCUUCAAGGAUUGAUUGACAAAGAGCAGAUGUCACGACAGGAGGUAGAACAGAAGUUGAAAGUCAGCUCAGAGGAGGUCAUGACUCUCAAGGCAACAGUCACUGAUGUCCAAAUGGAUCUGAAAUCUCAGGAGGAGAAAUAUGAUAAGAUGCUCAAGACUCAUGAGAUGGAGAGGAACCAGCUCAACACUCGGCUGGAGGAAGUACUCAGUGACACCCAGAUAAUAAAGACUCAACUGAAGGAGACAUCAGAUGAACUGGAGCAAGCAUGUUCCUUGAAAGAAAGAGCAGAGCAAGAGAAGGAAGAGGUAACAAAUAUCCUCAAAAAUCUGGAGGCAAGCUACAAGGAACUGAAGGCAAAACUCAAUCUGUUUGAAGAGGAGGGACAAGAGUUUGCUUCUGCCAAAGAAAGUAUUGAAAAAGAAAAGGAAAGUUUGAUAUCUGAGUUGGAUAAAUUGAAGGAAAAUUUGAAAGAUCUUGAGACUGUUAGAGAUACCACAGUGACGGAGAAAGAUGAAGCGAUAACUCUUCUAGAGCAAAAACUGGAAGUAUCAAAGUCACAAUUGGAACAGUUUGAAGAAAGUCUCCAGAGCCUAGAGAAAAAUAAAGAGACAUUACUGGAUCAGUUAAGAGAAGCAGAAGAAGACAGAGAGGAUUUGAAGAAAUCCUUGGAUAAGGCAGAGAAUAAUGUGGAUGAGAAAGAGAGCAAUAAUGAAGAACUCCAGCAGACCGUUCUAAAACUGACAAGUAAUGUUACAGAGUUGGAGAAGUCACUGGAGGAGAGAUCAAGGCGAUGUGAGGAACUAGAGUCAAUGUCUGGAACACAGUCAGCCUUGCAGACUCAGAUAGAGUCUCUCAACCAGGAGAUCUCAGCUCUCCAGUUCCAGCUCAGUGCUGAGCAGAUGCAGCAUGAAGAGUCACUCAGUAGCUACACUGAUCAGGAUCAUGAGGUGACCGAACUGACCAACAAGCUGGCUGAACAGGAAGCAACCAUUAUGCAGCUUGAACAGGAAGUGACAUCACUACAGACAGGCAAAGAGGAGGAGACAAUGAAGGUGACCCAACAGGUUGAAAGCUUGACUUCACAGUUGAAAGAAAGGAAUGAAGAAAAUAACAAGCUAUCUGAAAAGCUACAGAUGACUGAGACGGAGCUAGUGUCGGAGAGAGAUACCAGAGAGAGGCUCGAGACUGACAUGGAUUCUGUGGAGGAGAAGUACAACCAGCUCCUCCAGGACAAGGACGAGGAGAUCACAGGUCUGAAGGCCGAUAUGAAACAGCUCAAACGGAAACUACUGAAGCUCGUCAGGGACAAGGACCAGCUGUGGCAGAAGACCGACCAGCUGGCCUACCAGCAGAAGGUGCAGGCCAAGGAGACAUGGAUGGACAACAACACUGCAACAAACUGUCUCAAGUGCAAGGCCGAGUUCUCCAUCUGGCUGAGGAGGGUACGGCUCUUUGCAGUCAGCAUUAUAUACUUGAUACUAGAAUCUGUUCACUACCACAUUGCAUGUUGUGAUGAUGCUAUUCCCAUGGUCAGUGUGAGCGAGCAGGCAGAAGCGCCCCCUAGAGGAGCAACUGUGAGUCCAGAGCGGGAGGAUCCCUUCCACGUCAUCACGGAUGAAGAAGUUUCUAAAUCUCUGACUGAGUAUGAGCCAGACACACUGAGUUCCACGCUGAGUGCGAACAUGACGAGCAGCAUGAUCUUGUCGGCUGAAGAGUUGGAAAAGGGGGAGAUAAACCGUCAGAAUGAGAUCUGGAUCAAGCCAGGAAACACUUUUGUUGUGCCGAUUGUCAUUGACACAGUCAACACUGAGCUGUGCUGGGAGUUCACGUCUCAACCCAAGGAUGUUGUGUUCAGUGUAAAGUACCGGGAGAAUGAGUCGUCCCCGGUAGACGAGGCGGAGGACCUGGUUCCCCCCUGCAAGUGUGACUCCCACAAGCAGGCCGUGCAGGGCACACUCACAGCCAAACAAACAGGGCUGUACACACUUGUGUUUGAUAACACAUAUUCUAGAAUGACAGCUAAGAGGAUCCACUACUCUCUCCAGUCAAAAGCUAGCAGCUGAUCACUUCACCUCUGAAACAUGGCUCCACGCUGAUACAUCCCUCUCACUUCUUGGAGUGAUGCUUGUAUGAGUGUAUAAUGGCCACAAUAGGCUGCAUGAGCCACUGUAUGGCCACUGUUUCUCUCGCACUCAGACACAGUUCACUCAUCACAUUGCUUGGCUGUAAUAGCUGCAGUACAUAAGGUUACCUGGCGCUUUAUCGGCAGCUGAGAUUAGAGAAAACAAAUGAUGAUUGGUUGGUCAUUAUGUCUGAAAAUGGAUGGAUGGUGAUCUUGCAGAAGAAGGUGUCAACUUGAUGUUGUAUUGAUCGCUGCUCAUAUCACUGACCACUAGUCUCCCUUGUUCAACUACACUGCAGCCUGUUGUGAUGUAGUUUCAGUCAGGCUGAUCAUGGCGUUCAGUGUGAUAUACUCACUUCUACCUGUACAAUGUACCCCAGCUUCCUGUCUGCCAGCAGUGGAUCACGUACAGUGUUAUACUGUGUGUGUUCAGUGUGGCAGACAGGGGAUGUGUUGCCCCAAGUGUUGUAAAUAUCCUUCACAUCAUGUCUUGCCAUUUCCAUAUCACACAAUACUGAACUGAUCAUAACAUCUGCCUGGAAAAUUACUCAUGUUUCUCACCACUUGCCUGAAUACUGUAACAUAGAGACUGAAUACUGUAACAUAGAGACUGAAUACUGUAACAUAGAGACUGAAUACUGUAACAUAGAGACUAUUACUGUAGCAUAUAGCCUGACUACUGUAGCAUAUAGGCUGAUUACUGUAGCAUACAGACAUAAUAUGUUAUCUUACCUUCAUGUAAAAUACUUUAAUUUCAUUGGUCAAUGACGGAAGGUGACAACUGGAAA